Messenger RNA from Scleropages formosus (Asian bonytongue), 454 nucleotides. RefSeq names its product galectin-3-like. Lineage: Eukaryota; Metazoa; Chordata; Actinopteri; Osteoglossiformes; Osteoglossidae. Gene Ontology annotation, molecular function: carbohydrate binding. The coding region runs from base 50 to 349 and encodes 99 amino acids. The transcript has 2 exons. The record is from RefSeq and is a predicted model, not a curated record.
AAUGUGUGAAUCACCGUAAUGUGAUGAUUCUCAUCCUCUCAGGUUUGCAAUGGACUUCGUGCAGGGAAACGACAUUGUGUUCCACCUCAACCUGCGCUUCAAAGAGAAGAUCAUCGUGUGCAACAACCUCAGCUGCGGUUCUUGGUGCUCUGAGGAGCGUCACUGCCUUUGUGCCUUUGAGAAGGACAAAGCCUUCAAGAUCACUGUUACCUGCACCAUGGACGGGUAUGACGUGGACAUCACUGGACAGCAACCCUUCACCUUCCCGCAUCGUGUCCGUGACUUCAGCCUCAUUCAGACCCUGGCGAUCUGGGGGGACGUGACCUUGACCUCUGUGGACGUCGUGUAAAGAUGAUUCGUUCCCAGUCGCAUGACUGCGGUACUCUGACCGAAAUAAUCUGGUCUUGGGAAACUGACCGGUCCUUCUCAGGUACAAUAAAAAUAACCUAAUGAC